Solanum tuberosum (potato) is the source of this 768-nucleotide messenger RNA. Its product is annotated as probable WRKY transcription factor 45. Gene Ontology annotation, biological process: regulation of DNA-templated transcription. Lineage: Eukaryota; Viridiplantae; Streptophyta; Magnoliopsida; Solanales; Solanaceae. Gene Ontology annotation, molecular function: sequence-specific DNA binding; DNA-binding transcription factor activity. Bases 75 to 500 code for a protein of 141 amino acids. The transcript has 2 exons. The record is from RefSeq and is a predicted model, not a curated record.
AAUAAUAAUAGAGUGUGUAUCUUGUCAAUUAAUAGCAUCGAUCAGUUGUGUCUAAUUACUAGGUGUUAUUUUGGAUGGAGAAUGUUGUUGUUGGUUACUACUCUAUGAAUGGGGGAUUAAAGACGACGUCCCGUGAUGAGAUGAUGGGAGUAGUGCAAAAUCAUAAUUUAUCGGUUAAGAAUAAGAAAAUUAAGAAGCCCAGAUUUGCUUUUCAAACUAAAAGUCAGGUUGAUAUACUUGAUGAUGGUUAUCGAUGGAGAAAAUAUGGACAAAAGGCUGUCAAGAACAACAAUUACCCAAGAAGCUACUACAGAUGUACUCAUGAAGGAUGCAAUGUGAAGAAGCAAGUACAGCGCCUUUCCAAAGAUGAAACAGUUGUAGUGACUACUUAUGAAGGAAUGCACACUCAUCCUAUUGACAAGCCCAAUGAUAAUUUUGAACAAAUCCUUCAUCAGAUGCAUAUUUUGCCUAAUCCUCCCAUUCCCAUACCCUUUAAUUAAUGCUACUGCUCUGUUGCUUCAGCAUUACACUUUUAAAACAACUGCUACCUAAUUAACAUCACCAAAUAAUCCAGCAUUGGUGUAACCAUCACUAAAUGUUUAAUUUGGACUCUCAAAAUUUCUUCUUCUUUCUUUUACAUAUAAUAUACAGUAUUUGUUUCUUUCGAAGUCACAAAGGUUGGCCUUCUUUUGAAGGGUAAACUACAGUUUCAGAGAUUAAAUUCAAGCUGUGUUGUAGUUUCAGCCUCAAUUAUAAAAAUUUUCAAUA